Molecule: messenger RNA, 5898 nt
Organism: Sycon ciliatum
Lineage: Eukaryota; Metazoa; Porifera; Calcarea; Leucosolenida; Sycettidae
Exons: 12
Coding region: 137-5086 (1649 amino acids)
Cellular component (GO): Cul2-RING ubiquitin ligase complex
Molecular function (GO): zinc ion binding
Source: RefSeq, a predicted model, not a curated record
GAGCUCUGUCAAAGAAAUUUUGAUUUCUCAUUUCUUUCUUGCUCUCUCUCUCUAGCUCUCUCGUCUCUUUGUCCAAUUUUGGAGGCUGCGGAGAGCUUCCACAUUCUGUUACUGUCUUCAUGAGGUGUUCUGCGCUAUGGAAUAUUAUAGCAUGGCCUCCGAAAGGAAGUCAUUUCCUGGCUUCCAGUCUGACAAACGAAUAACUGUCAACAGUCAACCGACGAGCUUGAAUCUUUACGAAUGGAGUAGUGAGCCCGGAGACGUGGAUUGGGAGUCUUUCAACAAUUUGUUGGUAGUGCACCCGAAGAACUUGACAGUGAUAAAAGCUGGACGCUCUCGCAGAGCACUCGAAUACCCUGAGGACGGGACUGCUUACACCGAAGAAUGUUUAGGCCCGUCGUUCGGACUUGGCAGCGCUCCUGUGUACUUUAUCAGCGAGGAGGGUGUAGUGGUGGACUACAGACCAGAUGUGGCUGAUCCAGAGGAAGAACGGGCUCGUCCCGCAAAGCUGCAGCGAAUUUGCAGUAAAUAUAUUGCGAGGACGAUUCCGUUUGCUGGCGUGGAGCAGAUUUUACCAAAGCUAUCACUGGAUUGCCAGUCCAUGUUGAUGAGGUACUCUUUCCCAAUGUCUCUGAGAAAGAUACAUGACUACUGUUGCUUGUCCACUGGCGAUGAUAAAAUGUUCAAGGAUGGAAUGCAGCGUUAUCAUCUAGGGUUUGUGUUCAACGUUCAGCAAAUAGGGCUGUACGUACUGGGUGAAGUGAAAUCCUCAAGCCCGGGUGCGUCUCCAACUUGCAGGGAACAUGUGACUGUGGUGUGUGCUGAACAAGUUAUCUGCGAAUCACAAUGCACCUGUUGCAAUUCUAAGAAGAAGAAAGAGCAGAAGACAAUGUGGUGUGAACAUAUCGUUGCCGUCUGCGCCUUUCGGAUCAUGCGUGCCGACACUGUCACCGUUGCCGCGCCGUUUUCCGAGAGCCUGCCCCACCUCAACACAUUGCAUCUCAUGCAAAUACUUCAGUUUCUCAUCCAGGACGGCGAUUCUCAGUUUCUUGCAAAAGUUCAGAAGUUAGUAACACAAGUAAAGACCGCUAGCUCAGCAAUUGCAGAAUGUGCUGGUGUGCCGGAUAAGACAUCCGGUCCGAUAGAUCCUGACUGCAUCCGUUGGAGUAUGGACUCUGACAGUCUGCGUUCUCGCCUAGUCAAGGCUGUGCAUGAUAUGUGCAAGUUGAUCAAUUGCAAGGAAAAUUCUCCCCAGCUUACCAGCCACCUUGUCGAUUAUCCUGGCACCGUGGUGAAGUUCCACACCUUGUGCACCUCGGGUCUCGAAUAUUUUGGUCUGGGCUUCUAUUAUGACAUUACAUCUUCACACGAAAAACCCCGACAGCCACAUGGUUUAUGGUAUGUGCUGCGAGUAGUCAAGCACCUACUGGCAGAUGGAAUGUCGAAUAGCAUUGAGGUAUUGCAAUGUAUGACAGAGGCCAUUGUUGAAAACCCCAAGUUUUGGCUCAUCUGGGAGGCCGGAAUGCACGGCUUUCACGCCAAGCACACCCUGCAAGAGGAGCUCUACCACUCCAUCGCUAGCUUAUGUGAACAGGUGGUACGGCUCUGGCUACUGGUUGUUUUAGAACCAUCCCUGAAGGCUGAGGACCUGGCGGCGUUCCGCGGGAAGUUGUCUCGCUGGCAGUCCUCCAUGGCCAAGCAGUCCUCAAAGAAUCCUGAACAGUGGUCAGUACGCCAGAAAAGACAGUGGAGGCAAGUUCAUAACACUACUAAGCUCUGUGCCAUCGGCCCUGAUUUCCGUGGCUUGCAGCCAGUGCUGGACGCUUUAGCCGCUGGCUGGCAUGGUUGGCCGCUGGAUUGCCUUGUCAAGUGUGGCAAGCAGCUUCUCAUUGCUGCUGCUGACAUUGUACGCGAUAAAGAGUCGCACUUCACCGCUGGCAUGUCCGACGUACUGGAGUUGUGCCGCAACGACAGUCUGCUGGUGUUGCAGAGUCGCUGGAAAGUCCUGCACAUGCGCCAACAGCCCGAUGCCGCCAUUGGAUUGGCGCUGUGCAUAGCUAAGGUUCUACUUGAGUCACAGUCCCUGGUUGUCAGUGAUGCCACAGCUACGACUUCAUCGUCCACUGAUGCUACUGCCAGUGGUAGCAUGGAAGAGGACACGGAAGCUGACGAUGCUCCUUCUCCUCCUUCUCCUCCUCCUGUCGAUGCUGCUGCUGCUGAUGAUGCUAAUGCUGCUGGUGCUGAUGCCGAUGCUGAUGCUGCUGAUGCUGAUGCUGCUGAUGCUGAUGCUGAUGCCGAUGCCGAUGCCGAUGCCGAUGCUGAUGCCGAUGCUGCUGCUGCUACUGAUAUGGCUGCUGCUGACGUUGGUGUUGGUGCUUGUGGUGUUGAUGUUGCUACACGGGGCAGUGAAGCUGUUAGCACAACCAAUGUAGCUGCUGCCUCCAGUAAGAUGCCACCACCAUCUGCAGACAGAGCCAAGCACCUCUGCUCUGCCAUUGACACACGCAGAGGCAGUGACAAGCAGGGUGAUCCCAAGGCUCAGCCACCACCUACUAAAGCCUUGCAACAGCAGCACCGCUCUAGAGGCAGAUCACUGCUCGCUCGGCGCCUUCCUGUGGACCAUGUGAAGAUGUUCCUGUCCGUUGCAGAGCAGGCUCCUAUGGAGCCUACUCCGGCGACACGUAAUCUGCCGGCCAAGCCUCGCUUGUGCGAGCUGUACAGCAGUGCGUUUGACAUUGUACCUAUCGUUGCUGACCUCUGCCAGCUCCUAGCCUCCGUGGAAGAAGCAAGCCUCAAGUAUGUGCACCCGCUGGUUGUGAACCUGGGACUGCAUGCGCUGGGCAUACCAUGGGACAGCACUGCCUCUCAAACCUACUUUGUCGAACGCAAUCGGGCAAUGCACAUUCUGAGUUGGCUGGUGAUUGAGUUCUGCGGCAAGUUUGGCGCGAAGGAAGCCCGACCUCACAUGUCUUCUCUGCUAAGCAAGACAAAGAACGGGACGGACUUCUCUGAAUUUGGCCUCUUCUUGCCGUGUAUCCUGGUGAAGACGCUAUUGACUGUGUUUGUGUCAGAAGACUACCGUGCACAAGAGCGGCGCAAUGAUGACCAGCACCAGCAGCAGCACCCUGAAAAGCAGCCGCGCAAAAGCCAUGGGCAUGCGGCUAGCAAGCUGAGCGCGUUCACCAUCAAUACCUUGAGGCUGGCCAGGAGUACUUUAGAACAUCAUCCUGACAGAGCAGCAGAGAGCAAGGAGAGUGACUACUGCCGGCUGAGCGAGAUGAUGUGUCGCAACGACCUUCUCACCUACCUGCUCACACAGGGCUCCCGCGAUACCACGCUGCGCUACCAGGUGGACGCUCUCAAGCACUUUUCCACAUCUUCGGCAAAGAUUGCAAGAAACAGACUUCCACUGGCCUACUGUCUUCCACGGCUUGUUGUCGGUGCCAAUACCGGCAGUGUUGAUGCUGACAAGCCUUCUGUUUGUAGCUUUGGUGCUGGUACUGGGCCUGGGCGCAACUUUGUAGAGAACUGGACUGUGCCGGUUGCCAACAUUCCCAUGGAUGAUGCGGACUGGGGUGAGCCGUUGGCCGCAAGUAACGUGAAUGCUGCAGACAGUACCGAGCAAGCCAAUAACAGCGGAGAUAGUGAUGGCGAGGUUGACACCAGUGAUGCUGCUGGUGAUGGCAACACAGCAGCAGCAGCAGCAGCAGCGGCAACGGCAACAGAAGCUGACGAGCAACAGCGAUGGCUGGACGAUCCAUCGUUGCACUACAGUUCAGCAGACGAUGCAGCGGCCAUCCUUCUCUCGGCCAGGCACCUGUACCGUCUGGCCAAGGGGCUGCAACAGCAACACCACCGCACACCAUUGGAUAGGACUGCACUUCUGCGUAGUGCCCUGGAGCUGCUGCUCGUAGCGCUGGGUAUUUACAAUGCACAGGUGAAAGUUCCUGUUGAUAAGGUGAUGAGGGAUGACGGUACAUUUGCUGAACAUGCGGCCUGGCUGGAUGAGUUGGUUAGUUCACUGGGAUUGCAGUCCUUGCCUAUCCUAGCCAAGCACUGGGUAGGCCGCCUGUCUCCAAACAAGACCAUUAGCCUUAUCAUCGACCUGCACACAAGGCAAGGCCAGUCUGGCCUCGACUCGAAUCUCACUGUGCGCAUGAUGCAAGCCUUUCUCUAUGACAUCGCCUUAGACUGCCUGCACUUCGGCAGCUGGAUGAACACCAACAUGCAGAUGAAAGCGUGCUGCUUGUGUUUGCUAAAUUCAUGCAAGGUUCCUGAAAUGGCUAGUGCAUUGUUGGAUGCUACACGUGCCGGCGCAGACAUAUGCGACGAGGUGUUACUGAGAGUUGCAUCGGCCAUGCUUGCCAAACCCAGGCGCUCACUUCCUGAUUUUGUUAAACCACUGAAUGUGCAGGACCUUGAAACAACGAUGGAAUUCAAGAAGAGGAUGCGGCUUGCUGUUGACUUGGCUAGGGCUGGCGUCCACUCGUUGGCGACCGGACGCUGGGCAGCGUUCAACCACAGUCAUUUGAGCAGCAACAAUUUUGUCCGCCACUACCCAGCCGAGAAGUACCUUGUAUACAUUACACGCCAAGUUGCCUCCUUUGGUUCAGAUUUCUACCUGCAGCGGGUGAUACGCUCGUUGUGCGAUGAGCUGCACAACCCCUACAUACUGCACAUGCUUGCUGUUGCUGUGGCUGAAGAGAGAUCUCGGCGCCGGAGCCUGAAGUUGCACCUUGCUUUUCAGGAAGAGCCGGCCAAGUCGCUGGUGUCAAGUUGUACGGAGCUCUACAAGAAGCUCUUUUUCAUCAUGUUCCCAGAGCCUGGCAAGGAUCGCGUGCCGGAUAUUGUUGCCGUCAUGGUGCAUUGCCGCGGUGCGUUCUACAUGCUAAAGGACGGUAGGCGACGCUUCUGGGAACUGGAACGGGAGCUGACCGGACGCUAUGGUACCGUGAGAGGCUUCAAGCGCACCGUGCAAGCGCACCUGUAUCCGGACGCACCCAGCGACAACGGAGACUCCAAGCCGGUUAGUGCGCUACCGAUGGCAGGCUGUAAAGAAACUGAAACGGACUUCAUGUUCAUGUGAGCCACACACUGCUCUUCACAAUCUACUUUCUACUGCUGCUGCUGCUGCUGCUGCUGGUGGUGGUGGUGAGUGGAUGUUCGACCGUGGACAGACUCAGUGGUAGCGUGGGCAAAUACGGUCCGAAUUGAGGCUCACUCUCUCUCUGACUGACCCAUCUGAUUUGCACAAGAUUCUUCGACAACUGAUCAGGUGUGAAUGCUUCAGAUCAAGUUUUGUUACAGACUUUUUUAAAGUAAUCAUGAGCUCGCACGUGCGAGGGUGCUUUGCAUGGCUCCACGCUACUUCUCCCAUUGACGUGGGAACUGCAAGUUUGUAUAACUGAACCUCUUUCCUAGGCUAUUCGUUUCUUCGCAUGUACCCCUUUUCGCCGUCAUGUCAACUUUGUUCUCACAAAUUCUUCACGAUGUGCACAGCGCGUGCAACAUGCUGAAAGUCCCCAAUGUCGCUGUUCGUGCUCCUGCUGUCCGUUUCUAUAAAGCACUUGCAAUUGCGCCACUGUGUGCCUUCCAGAGAACCUUACGAAAACUUGCUCCUGUUCGUCUGUAUUUUCCAGCCUCCGCUCCAGCCUCUUUAGCUGACACACUUGUUUAGUUCACACCAUGAAAUACACACCUCUUUUUAACAACGUUAAACACAUAGCUGGCCUAUGUGUUGUUGUCACCACACUGCACGUGGUUCUACUGUGCAUAAUUCUUUACUGCAGCUUUAUUGUUCACUCUGCAGUUUCUUUCUGCAGUUUUUUUGUCAAUUUAAUAGUCCUGCACUACAAAAGUGUUGUGUUUAGAAAAAGAAAAAAUAUAUGACAACCCAAA